CAAUAAAAAAAUAUAUAAUAAAAAAAAACUUUUACAACAUACUAACAAGACACUAGUAGCUCCUAAUUCUGCAUUCAUGAUGUGGAAUAAAUAUUUUGCAUACUUUUAAAACGUAUAUCUUUAAAGAGGCAAUAUGCGGUACAGCAUAAUACAAACACAUCAACAUUACACCAGACAACUGAGACAAAUAUCCCAAAUAAUCUAUAUCUGUUAUCAGUAUUAUGUUGGUCUCAUAAUGCAUCAAAUUUUUACCACCAACUGUAAAUUCAAUAAAUUACAUGUCAUGGGUGCCCUUAAUUUUUUUUUUUUCCCCCUACGGCAUAUCCCUUUGUCUGUGUAUUUCCCUAAAUUGUUUAAUGUUAUUGCUUAAUUAAGUUAAUAUCAUGGGGAUGGAUACGUUUUCCAUUCAGUUUGUUACCAGUUCUUCCACCUCACUUUGUGUUUUUUGCAUUAAAUAUACAAAAAUAUAAAUUAAAAUGAAAAUGAUGUUCCCCUCUUGGUUGUGAUACAACUGUGCUGAUUUUCGCUUUGCAGUAGCCACUUUCCGCCGCAUGAGGGAGACACGGCCAUUUUGAAAACGGGUGAACUGUCGACGUCAUGAGUGAAGAUGACCCCUCCACAUCCUCCACGCGCUGCUCCUGUUGUGAGGUUUGUUUGAAUGGGAGGACGACAGAGAGGAGAAAAAGAGAGAAACUCGUCACGUAAAGGAGACUAUCUGCUCUCCGUGUCUGACAUUUACUUUCUCCAAAUGUGACGUCUCCUGAGCCAAACGGACGCUUUUAUUGAGGAGAGUUGACGUCAGUCUUGGUUUUCUGCUCCCCACAGCAUCACCGGGUAAGCUAACUGCCGUGGCUAAUAAGAAGCUAAUUUACCUGACGCUGCGUUGGCUGGUCACUGUUACCUGUUUCGUUAUUAACAGUCUAUAUCGUUGUGUUUGUAUACACAGUGGGGUUUCUCACUCCUAACCCCAACUACUAUGGCUGCGUAGUUAACUCAAGGACUUGCUGUUGAAGCUAACCUGGUGUGGCUACAUCGAGUCAGAGUUGUUAAUUUAUCCGAUUUACAUUCUUAUGCAUUUGUUUACAUGUAGAGAUCAAUCGAAGAACAUCAAUAUGAUUAGGUGAGGGAGAAUUGCCUAAAUAAAAGCGCGCAGAGUUGACAUCUACAAGCAGAGUAUUAGAAAGGCAAUAGAUGAAGUAGUGACUCAUAAUGUAUAUUUUUAUGUGUUUUUAACAAAUUAUGAACAAUAAUUAAGACAAAGCUGAUCAGUGCAUUACUUUAUAGAAGGCAGCCAUGAACGCCCAUCUGCUGUGCAAGCAUUUAAUUAUGUGUUAAAUUGUGUCCAGACAUAACGAAACCUACUCACGGUGGACGUACAAAGAAAAAUAUACAGUUAUUUUCAGGCAAAAAUAAAAAAAACACAAAUACUUUCAGCUUAUUAUAACCGCAAGAAAGAUAAAUAUAGAAGCAUAAUGGGUCCACAUGAUGAAGUGUCAGUUGACGCCAGCCUAUUUAGGCAGUCUGCGGUCAAUAUUACACCAAUCAGCCAUGAGAUUAUGACUGCUAAUCGUUGAAGAGAUAGCAUUGAUUAUCUUAUUACAGUGGCUUUUCUCUGUGGCUGUGGCUGUAAAGAAGUUAGUCAGCAAGUGAACAUUUUGUCCUUAAAGUUGAUGUGCAUGCACAAUUUUGAUUGCUAGACAUCUGGGUGAAGGACUCCAAAACUGCUGCUCUUGUGGAGUGUUAAUGGUCUAAGGAAAGAGAACAUGGUAUUAGGCAACAGGGUCAUGACUGAGUCUAGGUUUAAUGAUGCACAUGAGGGCAGAGGCUUGCAUAUUUAGUCCUGUACAGCAGGACUGCUACUGGAGCUCGGAUUACUACCAAAGGUUUAUUGCGAGGUCAAAUCAAAAGGUUUCAGAAUUCACAUGCAGUUGCAUUUGGGACAGCAGGCUAAUCGGUGUGCUCUGGUCAUCAUCAGGAGCACCUGCAUUGGGCAUGCGAGCAUCAAAACUGGACCACAGAGCAAGACAGGAAAGUGUCCUAGAAGAAUAUGGCAAUGGGUUCAAAGCUUUCCUAGGACCUCCUGCCAAUGUCUUAGUGCUAUGAACAACAGCACACCUCAACAAUAAUAGUAAUUAUUGUUAUAAUAAUAACUUUAUUUAUAUAGCACUUUUAAAAACAAGAGUUUACAAAGUGCUUUUACAUGCGGGAAAACAAAAAAAGAUAAAAACAACAGAACAACAGCAAGAGAACACUUGGGGGAAAUGUCGCAUUACUGGCAAUAAAGAAAUAAAAUAAACAUCAUUAAAAUGAAGACAUUAAAACAAAGACAUUACAAGAACCCGUGAUAACCAGCCAACACAGGAACCCAAUCACAGAAACCUGAGACCAAGGGGACUAUUAUAAAACAUGAAUAAGAGGAGUAAAAGGCUUUAACGAAGACAAAAUCACAUAAAAGCAAGUCUAUAAAAAUGAGUUUUAAGACAUGAUUUAAAAGCAGUGAAUGUUUCUGCACACCUUAAGGUCUAGUAAAGUCCAUGUCUUGAUAGAUCAGGGCUCUUUUGGUCCUGACCUGAUUAGAAGGGGAUCUACAUCGUAUCAGGCAGGUGGUUAUAUUGUUAUGGCUGGUUGAUGUAGUUGAUUUCAGAGUUUUUGUAAACUGCUUUGGAGAAAUGAAUAAAACUAAGGUAAGAACAUUCUGCUAUUUGAAUUUACUGCAUUUACACUUAAAUUGAUGUUGAAAAGUCUACAAUUUUGUUUUCCUCUGUAUCAUUUAUUCGGCAGUUACAGCUAUGAAUGAAUGAAUGAAAGAAAUAGUUUCAAGAGUUUACACACAUGAGUGGAGCAUGUGUGUAAACACGUGUGUCCAGCUUAGAGAAAGUGUUGCGCAACCCAGUCAAUGAGAAGUCUUGCAGCCAUAUCAGCAUUGUGGAUCUAGACUAGAGCUGGUCCUCUUUUCCCUUUAAAAUCACACUGAUAACAGAAUGGUCAGCAUAAAUUAAAAACACUAAUUCUUUGUAUAAAUAUAUUAAAUCAUGAGCAAUAAUGCAGCAGGAGAAUGAGUCUAAGGUGGACAUUUUGCAUUAAAAAUUUCUGCUCAAAACUUUAUUUUUAAAAUGUUAAAAUAGUAUUAACGUUCAUGGCCUUUUAAUGUCAUCACUGAGCUUAUCAUUUGUUGCGUUGCACAGUUGAUAUUUUUAGCAAGAAUUAAAUAUGUUCUUGAUUAGUCCAAGUACUUUCAAGGUCAGGAAAAGUUUAAGACCUGCAACACUGUUUGACGGCCUUGCAAACUUUUUGUAGCAACACAAAAUAGUCUAUAUUUUUCUUUCAUUGUUUGAUUAAGAUUGCUGUUGGGCUUUUGGCCUUCAUUCGAUAAGAUGGUUUGAGAUAAAAACAGGAAAAUGAGAGCAAGUUCUAGGGGAUGACACAACGCAGAUCUAGUUAGGACAGGAAAUGGAUCCAGUGAUCAGUACGACAAGGACAACAUGAGAGGCCUGCUCCACCAACUUUGCUUAACCAUCGUCUCAGUGGGUCAGGGAUUUUAUUGUUAAAUUUUUGAACAGAAAAGAUUUGAGUUCUUGACUAAAAAGUGAGUACAAGCCUUUUAGUCACUUUUUUACAACUCCUGUCUGGCUAUCAGGCUGCUCAUGUUUGUCAAUCAAACUGUAAAGAGCCCCAAUAAAUAUGAAUCAAAUUCAGGCUGUACGAUUUCGAGUGUAAAAAAGUUCAAUGGGUUGAAUACUUGUGUAAGUUACCAUAUUACAGACUUCUAUUCCCUCCUUUCUAAAUCUAAUUCUAAUGUUGCAACAGUCAGCUUAUUCAUAAUUACAAAUUCCCUUUUAAUCAUUUCACUUUUGUCUUUUCUGUCAGUACUUUGUGUAAAGCAAAGAGUCUUGAUUGGCUUGGACUAAUGCGCCAAUCCUGAUUGCACAUGUUAAUCCCAUGUUUGAUCUGCAUACAGAAUUUGCAGAUAUUCACCUCACAAGUCUGGUUUAACGCCAGUACUAAUAAAUGGAAAUUAAUGCAGUGCUGUGUGUGUGCAGACAAUGUACUUUUUUAAUUAUUAUUACCAUUUUUACUGUAACAAUCAGUUGGUUCGGACAGAAAACCCACUGACUCUUUACUCAUUUACUUAUGUAGUGUGUGGUCCAAUACUUCAUAGAAAAGGGAGAAAUUUCUGGGAUUUAAAAUCUUGCUCAAGGAACCAAAAGUAAACUUAAUUUCUAUGUUUGGGGUAUUCAGUAAAUUAUAAUGACUCCUGGUAUGCUAAUGAAAUAAUUCCAAAGCUUAUGAAAUGUGGAGUUUGGGUAAUACUCGAAACUUAUUAAGAGGUUACAGUUGACCAAUUAUGGAUAUAUGAUAUCAAAUACAGUGAGUUUUUGAGAUGGGAGUGGAAAAAAGACCUUUCUAUGAGAACUGUGCACUGUUUUUCAAACUAUUAUCUCCUUAUCUGUGAAAUCAAACCUCAAGUAUAAAACAAGCGCAAACUGUCUAUAAUUUAAUCUGAUAAAACUAGAAUACUCUCUAAAUUAGUCUGAAAAGAUCUGAUUAGUUUGAAACCAUACCACCUAUGUUCAGAGAGAACAGGCACCUGACUUUUCUGUCAUUAAGCUAUAUAAUGCAAAGAAUGCUUUAGUCUUUGGGAUUAAUGCAGUAAUCUAGGCAUCACAUGAUACUCCAAUAUUUGAUCAAUGUACAGAGCUUUUCGAUUAGUCUUUCACAAGGCAGGUUUAGCGCUUACUCCAUACGUACAGAUGCCAGGGUUCAUGCUCACCUCAGUAGAUGCGAUGGCCAGACUUUUUGAGCAGAAAUGAAAAUAUAGCCUCCUAUUUAAAAAUUUGGAUUGUUUUGAUGUAAAUGUUCUCAGAGGGUUGCUUUUCUUUUCGUGGUACAGUUUUAUUCUGCAUUUGUUGAUGAAGUGUGGAGCUAUGUUCACAGAUUAUGGUUUUGGAGGUGAUUUCAGGCCGAUGCAGUGAUUGACACGACAGAGAAAUUCUCUUAGCGCAUUGUUGCCCUUACCUGUCAGAAAUAUGGUAUUAAAAUUACAAUAAGCGUAUAUUUGUCAUGAAUAUAGUCUGUGUUGUCUUUGCACUGUUUGCAAACUGUCAAAUGCCGUUUUUGUACAGUGUCCCCCAACUUUUUCAGAAUUGGAGUUGUGUAUAAUGUGACAUUGCCAGCCAUUUGUGGUGCAUCUGGUCUACGCAGCUGUGAUGCUCUGUUGUAAUUGCUGCAGACAGCACUGGUAGUAUUGAGAAAGAAUCAGAGGACCCAUCCCUGAGCAAACUAUGUGAAGAAACCAUGUCUGAAUCUGAUGUUGGCCCUUCCUAAAAAAGACUUGUUAGCUUAUCCUGAUAUACUUCUGUUAGGCUUUUAUCAGCCUAGUCACAUAUAGGCAGACUAAUCUGUAAGGUUCUCUAACUAUGCAUUGUCUGCUGGAUCAGGAUCUGCUGAGUUACCUGCUGUUAAGUUAAAAUAAGUUGAAAAACUUUAACAUGACUUUCAGAUGUAUUUGUAUGAAGUUCUUGUUGAAGCGUUGAAUCUUUAAAAAUGGAAAACAAUGAACAAUCAUCAUCACUAUAAAUUUGUGCUUUUGUGCAGAACUCAAGCACAUGUGCUUUGUGGCUCGGUGAUCCCUGACCUCUUAGCCAGCCUCUGGGUAAAAGUGGGAGGUGGAGCCAGACCAAGUCCGGUCACGUCCGAACCCUUUAAUUUGCAGUGAAUGAUCCUUUGUAGCACACUCAGGAUGAGUGGAGAACUCGGACAAUGCGUUCGCUGACCCUACGUCUUAUCAACAGCCAUCACUCUCUCAUGUAAUGACAGUCUUGGUUGAUGAUAUCAGAUUGAGGACCGAGAGAAACAGUAAUUAUGGGCCUUGAGUAACGGUUUAUGAGUCGAUGCACAGCUUAACGUGCUCUUCGCUCCAGCAGUAUAUAAAGUGACCUGGAGUGCAACAAAUGACUGUGCAGACUUAAGAGGACAAACCAGAGGCUGCUUCUGAGGAGCUCAGAGUCCAACAGUAACCACUCCAGGACAUUUCUGUAGGAGUCUCUCCAUUCACAAGAGGUACUGUUUGCUUGAUGCUUCAGAAUUUGCAAGAUUUUUGUUUCUUCUUUUUUAAAACUGUUUUAUUGAAAGGCUGAGAGUAGCACUUAGCAGAACUGCUUCUGCUGCUGUCUGACUUUGAGCCAACAGACAACAUAUGGCAGACCAUCUUUGAGCACUUGUCUUCUUUAAUCGCAGGCCAAUAUGUUAAUGGUGUUUGUAGUGACAGCAGCAUUACUGCAGUACAACCUUCUGUUGAGGUUAGGGGUGAAUGCUCAGACCAGAAGCUACACCAGACACAGAAAUAUAUGACACAAAUCUGAAAAUAUUAACUCUAGCUCUUCUGCGUCUUGGUGUAAAUCUGGGAACAGUGUAGUUUGUUUUUGAAAAAACUUGAUACUAAAUUAGCAGGAGCUUUGCAUUGUCAUUUUUUAUGGGUUCUCCUAGUUUAGAGACCUAACAACAGCUGCCUGUUUUUCUGCUGACCUUUGACAGCCGAUGUCUCAUUUCUCGUGAAUACUUAAUGUGGACAUUGUAAAAAUAGGGUCUGUUUCCACUGCUGCUUUGCUGGCACCUACCCCUUUGCACCAGUUUCAAGCUUUCAAAACUACAACAUAAAAGUUGUUGGUCUUGCUGCUGAUAGUUUUUGUUAGUGUUUGAGUAUUAUGGAAAAGGCAUUAAUCUCAAUUUCAGUCUGUUUCAUAAACGUUUAAAAACUCCUCUCUGGAGUUUUAAGAUGAAACAACUUGGGUUGUUUUAAAGAUUUUAGGGGUUUGGCCCUUCUCCUGUGAGUGAUGCAUAAAUCCUAGCUUGACUUAUAACUCUGGUUGUCCGUCUGCUGGUGUUUCCAGCCAACCUCAGUUUUCACAGUCACACUAAAAAUGUUCCUAAAAUUGAUUGUUAAAGUCACAGUAGUUUCAUAUUUAGUGGCAGUAUUUGAACCAUGAUGAAUUCACAUGUUUUUAAAACCCAAACAGUCUGAGUAUGUGUGAGUGAAGUAGUUGUUUUGGAACAUAAUAAAAUACAUGCAAAACAGGUAAGUAAACCCACAUAUGUAAAGGUCUGCUGCAGUAUAAUCUUUUCCUUCAUGUGUUUCUAAGGUGUGUUUGGAUUGGUACUGGCAGCAUCUCCUGUUGGUAAAUCUAUAACCUGUUUUGUUGUUGGACCAACCAGAGUUUUUUUUUUCUUCUGAGUCAGCUGCCGAAACUGAUGAUGGCAGGGAAAUUUCUCACCAAGCUGCUGUGUUUAUACUGGGCUGCAGGAUCCAAGAGUGUGUUGUGUGCGUUAGGUUGGACAGUGCUGAUAACACCUGUUGACACCUGAUAAAGCCAGGUCAUCAUUUUUGCUUGUUUAGUGACCUCCAGUGCCCAGCUUGCCUGGUGACACUGAGAGUGGAUCCAAGAGGCUUAAAAAAAUAUAUUUUUUGCCUUUACUUCUUUCUUCUCUGUAAAGCAUCUGUCAGGAACUCGGCCAAUUUAGGCAUCUACCUUUGUACUUGAUAGUUGAUGAAUUGUGAAAGCAACUUUGGAGAGCUUCUAUUUGGGUUGACAUUGGCAGCCCCUGUUGACAAAGCAGGACAUUUUAUCUCAUACCCCAUCCCGCUGCAAACUUUGAAGUUCUCUAAUGAUAAAUCUAUGCACUGUGUAAUUCCACUAAGGAGAAGUUAACCAAGGCUGUUCAGUCUUCAUGGUUGUGUUAUAUUGCACUAUUUCUCCUCACAGCUGCUGAAAGUGACAUAUCAGGUCAGAGCUCUGUACUAACUUUUUCAUUUGAUAAAAUGUGCCAAAAAUUAGAGAGCACCACAACUACACGAUACAUAUCAAAUUUUCUUUUAUUAAAAAAACAACACGGCCUCUGGGACUCGACAUUUCCAAGGGCCAGGAUUUAAAAUACAGCUGCCUACCUCUCUGUCCUUCCUCCAUUCAUCUCAUCAUUGAGGCUAAGGUAUCAACAGCCUCUAAAGAGGGACCCUCGACACUGUCCCUUCCUAUAAUUGUGUCUGAAAGUUGAACCUAAUCCACAUGUCUGCUCUUAAAUUCUGUCAUGUUGUCUGAAGCGGUCUUCUCGCCUCUUGCUCUGUUUUUCUUACUCAGGCACUAUUGGAGCAUAAUAAAAGACAUUACUAUUCAGAGUGCCCUCACAUCUUGGUUAAAAUCUCCAGCGUGCAUGCUGUCAGGGGACAAUGAAGCACAAUAAAAGUGAGCAAUGGAAGGAGCUGAUAUUAACCAAUCGAAGAUCAAUUGAAUUGGUUAUUUAGGCAUCCUUUUUGAUGGCAUCCUACACUGUGCCUGAUAGCCUGUAGGCAGGCAUUACUAAUCUAUCUGUUACUGUAUUGCUUUACUUUGUAGAGAAUGAAGUAGUGCAUUGUUUUCUAAGUUUCCACAAAUAUUGGGAAAUAUUGUUUUUGUGUUUUUUUAAUUUAGAUAUCGCCUCAGCUCAGCUCUAGCUUGAAUGAGUAGUUCAUGAAAGAAUCAGGGCUGAAAUUACUUAGAAAAUGUCAGAAGUCCAUGUGUGAAAGGGACUUCAGUCACAUGAUUGCAGUAGUUUCUCAGAAGGGCUAAAAGUCUUGAUGUAAGAAAGGGGGGAGGGUAAAGUUGAGUCAGGGUGAAGUAGCGACUUUCUCGGAACAGAGAGUUAUUUGAAAGGUUAAGUACGGCACAGUGACCAGCAAGCAUUAAGGACUCCAGUCCAGCAGAGUGAGACCAGACGUUUCCUGUUCUUCUCUUUCUUCCUCUGUUUUCGCUCCUCCUGUGAAUCUGUUUUUUCCUCUGGUGCAUAAAACUUAUUUGACUUCACUGUAGAGGCCUUCACAUCACUCUGUCUGCUGCAGACUGCCUGUCUCUUUACACCACCCUUUAUCUCCACUGCUACAAAUAGGCCUUGGACUCUAACUGCACAGGCAUGGUGAGCGACAUCACUCUGACCUGACAUGCUGACAUUUAAAAGCAGCUUUUGCAUGUUUUGAUUGGAUGUUAGCCAUAGUAAGACCAAGGCAAAGGUCUGCCAUAGAAGAAGGCUGUUUCUUCUUCAAUGUUGAUUUGAACUCAGCUGUCUGGGGCUGUAUGUCUUCAGAGCAGAAGAAGGACUAUAUAAGGAGUAGUGCUGGACGAUAAUUCGAUAACAAUAUAUAUCGAUCGAUAGACGUGUGCUGCGAUAGAAAAAAAAACGGGUCGAUAAAAAGUUCGAUAGAAAAACACAGUUUCCCUUUCUUUUUCAUCAUAGCCUAUCAUGUAGCUUUUGCUACAGUCAUUACUUCCUCCCAACCAAUCACAAACGCAGACCCAGGUACGCUACGGCACCAAGCCCAGCCCCUAUCAAACCACAACAGACAGCACGUGUAUUAGAAAAAAAUGAUACAGCAAGGAGAAGCGGAGGACAUUGUCAGUAGUUCACCAGCAUGGCAAUGUUUUGGUUUUUAGAAGUCUGACAAAAAGCGAACAGCGGUCGUUUGCAAAAUUUGCAGAGAAUUAGUAAAAACCAAGUCUGGUAACACAACCAACUUGUUUUACCAUCUAAACCGGUCGCACCCGCAGGAGUACGAGCUGUGUCGGCCGCGCCGCGGCUCCACGUCGUCGUCGGAGGAAUCCUCUGGAACCGCUGCCAGCACCAGCACAAAGCAUGUGAAGCAGACCAAACUGGACUUCGUUUCUUGCCAAAAUACGACAAAGCGUCCGAGCGGCAUAAGGACAUCACCCAUGCAGUAACAUGCUGCAUAGCGAGGGACAUACUGCCAAUAACUACCGUUGAAAAGCCUGGCUUCGACCAGCUUCUAGCCACUCUCGACCCGCGAUAUGAAGUGCCCGGCCGCAAGUAUUUCUCAAACACAGCGCUUCAGGCAUGAAAAUAGGUCAGGGGUUGAAAAGGUGAGAAGAAUGCACCCCUGCAUCCCGUCCACUCAUUAGCUUCUUAAAGUGGAAGAAAAUGAGCUCAUAUUUUGCAAAGACGCGAGUAUUUGGAUCAUGGCUACUAGCAGGGGGGGCAUUCGGCAGGGGUGCAUUCUACGACACAACACCGGCGUGGAUAAGUCCUGCUUCUCGUGCUCAGUUUGCGUAUCAAGUCAAUCACAUGAUAAUUAAAAAAAAUAAAUCUCCCGACCCCGGGAGAAAUAUUUCAGUGUUCAGACACCAGGCUGUGGGCAGUUUCUCACACAGUUAAAACUGGUAGUAUGUUAUUCCCACCUAAAGCUAUUCUGUUUAUUUAUAUAUUUGUUUGUUUUGUUUAUUUUCAUCAAAAGACUAUUUAAAUAUUUAUUUAUCAGAUUUUCUGGUCACUUUAGUCUUUAUGUUUGUCAGUAUUUACUGACGUCACUCAGGCCCCUUAAGUUGAUUUCUUUUUUUUUUUUAGUUCUUUUUUAAAAAACUUUCAGUUGUGGUAAAAUAAAAAAGGUGGUUGAAUAAAGGUUUGAAUUUGAAUUCAGUGCUUCUGUGUUCUUUAUUAAAAGUAGGUCAUUAAGCAAUAGCAUAAAACAUCCAGGGCUGCAAUUAAAAUAUAUGUUAAAUAAUUAUAAUAAUUAUAUCGAUAAUUAUCGAUAUCGAUCAAUAUGAUUUAUUUUUUAUCGAUAUGCUUUUUUUCUAUAUCGUCCAGGCCUAAUAAGGAGCAUAAGUGCAUCUGUAGUGCCUGCAACAAGACCUGGGCCACUGUCACAGCAAAGUAAGCAAGGUAAUGAGGUUAAAAUGAUACCUUCCCACUAGUCAUGCUGGAUAAAGCCCAGCCGGUACUGGAACUGUAGGGAACAGUAACGAUACAGGGAUUAUAAAACUAAGUAGAGGACUGAUUUACAGAGAAGAGCAUUCAAAAACAAUCCAAAUAAUGAUAUGAGCAUGGAUUUACUUCAGUCAGCUGUGGGGUAAGACAGGCACAGUGGCAAAGUGUUAGACGACAGAAUAGUUGAAUGUGUUCAAGGUUUUGCAGCUAUUGUAAUUUUCUGACUCAUUGCAGUAAUGGAAAAUAAAAAUGUGAUCCAUAGAGGCAUAUCCAAGACCUCUGUCAGUGAGACCUUGUUUGGACAAGAAUGACUCCAUAACAAAGUCUUUCAUUUGCAUUAAAGAAAAAUUUUCAUCCAUGUAACAACAUCACUCAAUAAAAAUAUGAGGGUUAAAACACCAAGCUUUAAUGGUAAACAGGUUAAAUUUACAAUUAUAUUGGCUUUUGUUCCCUGAAGCCUAUAUUUCCUAACAACCCACUUGAUUUCACAAUCCAAAGAAAUAAAAAUGAUUUUUUAAAAUUUCAUGACCAUUUGUGUGGCAAUUUGAUCAGCUCUGCCCCAAAUGUACACAUGGCUCUUGGGCAUGUCUGACCUUCAGUUUUAAAUGAGCUACAAUUUAAAGUAAUUCCUUCAAAGUUCCUGACACACCUGACCAGGGUGCUUCUGUCUUGCUAAAUAAAAAAUAAACGUGGAGGAGGAAGAGGAGGAGGAGAGAUAUAUCAAUUUACCCCUGCCUGCUUUCCCGCUGGAGGGAGUGGGAGAUACCUCAUUGUUGUGGACUUAUCCACUUCUGUGACGGUUGCUAGGAAAAGCUUUAAGUGGGACCUACUGGGGCAACCUGAGUUGUUGAUUUUUCUUCUCCGUCUUUAAAAAAACAAAAAAAGUCGAAUUAGGAAGGAAAAAGAAAAAAUGCUCAGGACAAGUUUUUAUUGUUCUUUUUUUUAGGCGAUUUUGUGGUCUACAGGGAAUUCAACAGUUUGGAGGUGGAGACUCUACAGAGCCAAAUCAUUUGGCUGUGUGCUUUGACUUGACCCUGCUGUAGAAGUAGAUGAGAUCCCCUCUGACCCUGUUGUAAUCUUUCAUAUGUUUGUACAUGGCAGCAGUACUUCAGUAUAAUACUUGCAGCUGAGUAGGACAGUAGGAGUUGAUAGUUGUAAGCAUGUGGACAAACCAAGGCUUUAAUAUGCAUCAAUAGUAGCUCUCAACUGUGACCCUCUGGUGUGACACAGGAUGCGAUGGAAUAAUGGCCCUGCUAGUGUUGGCUACCUUAAUGUAUGUGUUUGUGGGCUGUUCUGUCAUCUACAUGUAGGGCUGGGCGAUUUGGGAAAAAGUUUAUCAGGGUAUAUUUUUUUAAAUCGAUAUUGAAUUGUAUCACGAUAUUAAAAAAACACUUCUCAAUCCUAAAUGUUCCCUGUUACUUAUAAAUGAAAUUUAACAUGUACUCGACAUAAUUUGCAGUGCACAUUACUCUGCUCUCAUUACCAAAAUACCUCCACACCACCAACGUUUUCAUGUCAGUGUUGUCAACAAUGUCAUCAUUCAUCUACAUUUCUGCCAGGGGUAGCACUCAUUUUCUUUUUUUCUCACAGACAGUGCUGUCAGCUUCACGUGUGAAAGUGCUAUGGUUGCCUGUAGAUGAAAAUCUUGAUUUCUAUUAUUUAUUAUUGGUCUUCUACAAGAUGAGUUUAUUACCCAGCCCUAGCUGCAAUGGCUUUUACAUUUUGACUUGACAAGUACUUUUCUAACCGUCCAAUGUUCAUGAUGUAGUGUUUUUAGUGUCAAAAAGGUGGAAUGUUCAGCUCUCACUGAGAAUGACAGAAAAAGAGAUAAAAGUACCUACUGUCAGAAUUGUUAGCAGUCAACUUUUGAUUAAACAACAAAUUGCUCCAGCACCAUUUUUUCUGACUUUGACUGAAGUUUCUCUCACUGUAAUGUUUAUCAGCCACUUGGGUGGGGGGGUUCGUUUGAGUUCCUUUGGCUUCUACAAGAAGACCAGUAAGAAAACUAAAAAUAGAAGAUAAAGAGACUUUGAAAAGAUGUUUCGUCUUUCUAUAUACUCUGUUACCCCUGUUCUCCUCCUCUGUAGACAAGACUUCAUUAGAGCAAGUACAGGGCUAAGAUUUGUGAGAGUAAAUCCUCCAGGAGAAGGUAACUUAGUGCAGAGAAGAGUCUUCUUCUUUUUGCCUCCUGGGCUCAGACCCAGAGAAGUGAAAGCAAAAAGCUGGAAACUGAACUGAAAUUGAAAGUAAGAGAAAUGAGACAGGCUGACCUUGUUUAAAAGUUGUAUUUUAGGUCUGCUAAGCAAUGCCAUGCUUUUUUUUUUUUUUUUACACUAACAUGCAGCUCUAUAUUCAUGUCACAUUAGUUCUUCAGAUUCCCACAGAACUCCCCUGCAAAGGUAGAUUUAUAGUAAAGAGUGUCACUGUUGUGAAAUUAAAUAAGUUUGAAAUGCUUCCUUUUGGCUGCUUUUCCAGUAUUAUGAAAUCAGACACCAUUUGUGGGUGUUACUUUUCACACAGUAUUGUAGUUAUGAGGUUAUGCCUUAAUGGAAAAUGUCCAAGACUACCCAUAAGUACCCACAUGAGCGCCUCGCUGUAAAUUAGCUAAUAUUACAUGACCUGCUGUUGAAAUGUUUCCACGGCUCGUGUGCCUUCAUGGAAGGUCUUUAAGGAUAAAGCAGCCCAGGUUUCAGUAACAGUCGAGACUAUAAUCCAGCUUGUUGUGGCCUUUGUUUAUAGAGGAGUCAUCAGUGAAGUGGUGAACACAAAGAGCUGCAUUGUGGCUGUUAAUGGAUGGAUAACGACUCAGUACUGUUUUCUGGUUUGUCUUUGGGAAGAGAGAAUAGCUGUGGCUUUGCAUCACAACACUCAGAGCAAUUUUCUUAGACACAAUAAAUCAAUAAAGCACGGAGAGAGGAAAAGCCUAGAAAGAGCUGCUGCUGGAUUGGCAUGUCCCUCCUCAAUGCCCUAAUAAGAUGGCAGGACCUGACAUCAGGUUCAGGCCAAGUCUGGAAAUGAGCUGUUCAAAGAUCUAUGUUUUGUGGUAAAGAUACCCAUUUUUCAUGUUCAGAGGUACUUUUUUAUCAUGAAAUGAUAGGGCCCCCUUAUUUUCUUUAGAUCAUGAACAUAACUGUGAUACAUGUUUCACUGUAGGGCUGUCAGAUAAGAAAGGAAAUAGCAGAUGCUGUACUUAUCAUGUCCGUGGUUUUGGGCUCUGGUUCAACUUUGGCGGGCAGGCUCCACUGAAAAUUAGCAUGAGGGUCAAUACCAUGUUUCUGUAUCAGGAGCAAAGUUUGUGGUGUUUUUUGUGUUUCAAUUCCUCAACAACAUCGUUAGCAUACAACAUGUUUUACGUAGUUUGACUUCUCCCAGAAAACUGGUCCAUCAAUUUACAAUGCUGGUGUUACAUUGCUGUUGAUUUUGUUUUUUUGUAUGGCUUGUGGAUCUGCCGGCGCUGGGCAGCAGAAUCCAAGUUUAAAGACAUCUUUGCAUCAGAUAUAUUUCCACUUCCUACAGUCUAUGGGUUUCCCCCUAAGCUGUGGAGAUGGAAUUUUUCAGCUGCUGCACGUCUGUGUCUGGCUCAACUGCCAGUGCCAGCUAAUUGAAUGACUUUCUCUUUCUGUAGCUAAAAAACAAUUAACAAGGAAUGCUUACUGCUGUAGUUACAAAAAAGAAGAUGUGGUUUUGGCUCGGUGCUGGACUUUGUGGCCUGAGACUGUAAUUUCAAGAAGUCUACAGAAAGUUUGAGCUUUCUCUUCCUCUCCUUUUUUUGUCGUCUUUCUUCCUCACCAGUUGGUCAUAACCCUUAUUUUAUUCACUUCCCUCUCUGUUCCUCUUCAGUUCACUGCACUCUUGAGGAGCCUGCUGCUCUCUUCAGGAAUUUCUUCUUCUUCUUUCUCUCUGCUCGCUAUUUCCCGCAACUCUUCCCCUGCUCCCGGGAAACCUGUGGGCUUCCCUCUGCGUUCUUGUAGCCUCGAGGCAGACAGAGUCAGACUCAGGAGCUUUACACGCCAGCUAUCAUUAGAGGCUCUGUGGGAAAAGGUGAGCAUUUCUUUAAGAAAUGAAUGGGGCUGUGUAUCAAGCCAAGCUAUGCAGGUGGACCUGGGGGGUUUGCUGAAAUGAAUCGGCGCUCUGUGAGUUGGAGCAGGGGACAGGAACUCUGCCGUUAGGUCUGUGAGUGUGGAUUCACUCAGAUUUAUGCGGUAGAAAUCCUGACAUACUAUUCCCGCCCACAUUGGGUUGCUGCUAAACAUGAAUGUUUUGAAUUCUUGCGAGUGAAGCUGUUCAAGUUUUCUGGGACAAAGAGAUAUGUGGCAGCACGUAAGCUAUAUCACUGAAACAGAUAUCUGCUUCAACAGAUCAUCACUGGACUUGAGACCAACUGUCCUUUAACGCUGUGGUUUCUGCAAAAGAAGUUGAAAAUUACGCUAAAUGUUAAGUUUUAACCUGCAUUUAGGGAUGCAGUUACAGACUCGUCAUAAAGACAACAGUUUUUGGAAGGGAUUUGAGCCUAAAUUGAUUUUAUGGGCACCAAUGCCAUGAUUCUUUUCUUAUCAAUUUCUGAGGAUUUUCUGUGUGGCUAAAUGUGGGAGUCAAUAACACACAUAUCCUCUAUGAAAUAUGUUAACUUUGCUGUUCUGCUGAGAUGAAGCCUGGCCUCUGAUUGGUCAUUUAGAGCUGAUUGCCUCCAAUUGGUCAGCAGACAACAACAAAGAUGGCUGAUAACUGAAAUCAUGCCGCAUCACCAAAAUAAAUACAUCGUCAAACGAUUGCCAUUCCCUUCAUUUUAAAGGGAUAGGACCUGAACAGUCUUUGAAAACAGAAAAUCAGGUUUGGUCCUAGUUUAAGGCAGUGUUACAGUGUUCUCUUGGUGGUGUAGUAAACCGUUGUCACUCUAUCUGAUAGCGUGUGUUGUUUAUAAUGCACUAGAAUUUUCUGUAAUUAACGUCUGUGUUUAUCUCACUCGUAUCCUGUUCCUCCUGUGUGCUCUGGGCCAACAGUGGGCCUGUGGUGGUACACUUCAUACUCGCUUCACCGGCAGUUAAGGUUGGCUUCUUGUGUACAGUACAGUUGGAUUUUGAUUUUGUUUUUUGUUUUUUUGAGUUUUUAACAUAAAGUACAAGAAUACAGAGAAAGUCAACCAGACAAAUCUCAUUUACGUAGUAGAACAAACAAUGAACCCUUUCACAUUUUCUCAGUAUGUCCGGGUUUUUGGAUUGAGAAAAUCACAUACACAUGCGUCAGAUUUAUAUUUGUACAAUUUGCAGAAAUUUAAACCUGAUGUGAAAAGAUUAAACUGAUUGCGAAAUGGACUGAAAGAAUUACUGAUUACUGUAUAUGACCUACAGAAGUGAAAUGGAUCACCAACCAGAAGACUGAGUAUUUCUCUAUGGUAGCAUUUUUCAGUCUCUUUUUUGUUGCUACUUUUUACUACACACCCCAAAGGGCCCUUUUACUGUUAAAAGUUAUACGUUAUAUGUUAGCUUGUUAAAGAAAAGGGUCACACCAUUUUUCUCUAUAUAGAACAAUACACAUGCAUGUUAAGUAGAGAAUCAACAUAGUUACUAACUUUGCACCCUGAGGCUGCAAGAAUCAACUCAAAGUGAAAUUACCCAAAUGUUGAUACCAAGACUUAAAUGAUAUAAAUUUCAGUCAUGAUAUGUUACAAAGAAUGUUUUUUGCUGUUUUUAUAUUCAGGGGACAUGGCUGUAUUGUUGCAACCCUCUGUCUUUCUGUGCAAGAAUUUCACCUGUCUCUUUCAAGUCUCAGUUUAAAGCUUGAAUUUGCUGAUGCAUUAUUAAAUAUGUAUUUUCAAUUGUCUGCCAGUUCUGACAAAUUCUUUGUCCUUGGAGUUAAAAGUAAGAUAUAAUCCACAUUCAAACUACCAUACAUUAUUGGUUUAAGUGUUUCUUCUCUGUGCCUCUUCUUAAACAGAUCACCAUCCUCCAGCCUGUGAAGACGCCAUGCUUAUCUGGUCCCCUCAUGGCCGUCCCAUUAUGACGAUCAGCCCUCCUCAGCCCCAGUGGAUCUUUGUUCUGGCCCUGGCUGUGCUGUUCUGCCCGCUGGGCCUAGUGAGAAGUCAGGGGCGAAGUGAGACGCAGUCCCCUUCCCAGGUGCUGCAGGACCUGCUGACUCGCUAUGGAGACAACGUCACCAUCACAGUACCCCAGCUGAGGUCUUUACUGGCUCACCUCAGCCAGGAUCAGGAAGGAGAAGAAGACGGAGAUGGUCAAAAUAUUGCAGAGACAACUACAAGUGCACCUCCCAAAACCAACCAUUCCAAGGUAACUUCAAAGCCUUGCUUGCUGUUGCUCUCCCAGCUUAUAGGCUGCUUUGUGGUGGUCCAGAUGACAGAUAAAAAAAUCAGAAGCAUCACUAUAAGAGACCAAUUGUGGAACUUAAUGUUUUUCCUGCAAGUAUUAAUCAGGAAAAACAUCAUGGAAAUAAAAUGGAAACAAACACACUCCCCCUUGGGUCUGAUAACUCGUAGCAUCUGUAACAUACUCAGGAAAAAGGAGGGGUCAUACAUUGCAUCCUCCCUUUUAAUACUGGAAAUUGAUAUUGAUCGUUGUAACGAGACAACUGCUUUCUGCCAUCCACCUUUAAUUCACCCCUCAAAGGAAUGCAGGCUCCCUUGGUUUGCAGAGUAAAUUUGGGAGUAACGGUUUACACACAAAUUUCCAGUUUACGGGAGGUGAUAAUGAAUCACUAACGCUUCCCAAAAAGACAAGUUGCUUAUCAACCACACAGACCAAUAAACAUGGAGCCUCUCACCCUGGCUGGGAAAGAUCAGAAUUGACACCUCAGAGUAAACCAGAUGACCCAAAAGAAAACAAGGCUGCAUUUUGCCAGCCUCGAUAAUUGACGUGCGUUUGUUUUCCUCCUCUCUCGCUACCAAACACGCUGGAUGAGAGAAGAGGUCUCACUCUGCGCAUUGUUCUCGGCACCUGGGGGCGUUGGCUCUAUAGCGGAAUGAACGGAGUUAGUGAACCCUCCUGUCAGUCAUUCAGUGUCUUCGUCACGCGGGGGCUGGCGCGCACAGGCACACAGACACAGACUUUUGAAUACAGUGCUGCAAGUGAGCGUCGUGAGUAAAAAGCAAGCAAACAGAAUGAACACGACAGCUUUGGUGUCUAAACCGAACGCAACAGCCCAAGUGUGGGAAUAUUUCGGCUUUAAACCAGUUUUGUUUUCGUUAACCACAAAACUCCACGUGUGUGUGCGCGCGUGUGUGUGUCUGUGUGUUGGAGGAGCACAGCAGGCUGAUGAGAGCUGUCAGAGCGGACUGAAGCUGCUCCUAUAUGUUUAGCGUUUAACUGACUGAGUUUUGCAACUCUGUUUGUCAUUUUCGUCUCGUCUCAUCAACGGAAACGCACUUUCGUCUCGUCACAUUUUAGUCAUCUCCGACUUAUGUUUAUCUCGUCAACGUUACGUCUUCGUCGUGGAAGAAGGGGAAAUAUUUUAGUCAACGAAAACAACCAGUGUUGUUCUUGUUGACGAAAAUAUUUCCCUUUUUUGACGCUGGCGUUUACGAAAAUAUUUGACGAAAUAUGACGAAAACAACACUGCUUUAAACCAAAUGAAAGAGGUGAGCCCACAAAUACAGACGAGCCGAUAUGUCGUAUUUGUUCCAAAGUUGUGGUGACAAAGAAGGGGAAUACGACGAACAUGCAUGCGCACCUCAAGCACAAUCAUCCCCUCCAUUUUUCUCAACUGAGCAAAAAAAGUACUGCCAGAGGUGCUGCGGAGCCAUCGUCCCGAGAGGUACCGCUUACUGAAGCGUUUGGCAAGCAAAGCAAAUAUAAACAAAACAGCGAAAAAUGGUGCGCGCUGACAGAAAGUGGAAAUUAAAGUUUAUCACUUUUGACAUGGUGUACUCGCAUUAUUAUGCCAUAUAAUAUCAUUAUCUAUAAAUAUAUUUCCACUUCUACAGUAUAUGGGUUUCCCCCUAAGCUGUGGAGAUAAAAUUUUUCAGCUUCUGCACGUCUGUGUCUGGCUAAACUGCCAGUGCCAGCUAACUAAAUGACUUUCUCAUUCUGUAGCUAGAAAACAAUUAACAAGGAAUGCUUACUGCUGUAGUUACAGAAAAAGAAGAUUUGGCUUUGGUUUGGUUUUGGCUCGGUGCUGGACUUUGUGGCCUGAGACUGUAAUUUCAAGAAGUCUACAGAAAGUUUGAACUUUCUCUUCCUCUCCUUUUUUUGUCGUCUUUCUUGUGGAACUUAAUGUUUUUCCUGCAAUUAUUAAUCAGGAAAAACAUCAUGGAAAUAAAAUGGAAACAAACACACUCCUCCUUGGGUCUGAUAACUCGUAGCAUCUGUAACAUACUCAGGAAAAAAGAGGGGUCAUACAUUGCAUCCUCCCUUUUAAUACUGGAAAUUGAUAUUGAUCGUUGUAAUGAGACAACUGCUUUCUGCUAUCCACCUUUAAUUCACCCCUCAAAGGAAUGCAGGCUCCCUUGGUUUGCAGAGUAAAUAUGGGAGUAACGGUUUACACACAAAUUUCCAGUUUACGGGAGGUGAUAAUGAAUCACUAACGCUUCCCAAAAAGACACGUUGCUUAUCAACCACACAGACCAAUAAACAUGGAGCCUCUCACCCUGAGGCAAAGAAGGGGAAUACGACGAACAUGCAUGUGCACCUCAAGCACAAUCAUCCCCUCCAUUUUUCUCAACUGAGCAAAAAAAGUACUGCCGGAGGUGCUGCGGAGCCAUCGUCCCGACAGGUACCGCUUACUGAAGCGUUUGGCAAGCAAAGCAAAUAUAAACAAAACAGCGCAAAAUGGUGCGCGCUGACAGAAAGUGGAAAUUAAAGUUUAUCACUUUUGACACAGUGUACUUGCAUUAUUAUGCCAUAUAAUAUCAUUAUCUAUCAUUUAAAAAACGAUGUCAAUAAUAUCGUGGCAGAGAAGUGGCAGGUAACAUAGGAGCUAUUCAGCUCUCUGGCACAAUUGUCUUUAGGGAUAUGAUGAAAGUUUAUAUCAUAAUUAACUUUCUUAUGGGCAUUGAAAUCCGCACACACACACACUUGGUCCAUAAAUGUCCUCUCUAUUUUUCCGAGUCUGGCCUUCACAGCGGGGCUCAGGGGUUGGAGCUUGGAUUUGUGAUGUAGGAAGUCUCACUGUAUCUGAGUCUGCCGCUUGGGUCUGAUUACUUGAUUAAUCGAUGGAAUAUUCUGUAGAAUACUCAAUCAGUAAAAUAUCGGAUAGCUGCAGCCCUAGUCAACGUUUUUCAAAGAUGUUUCCUGUCAUGGUAGCUAUGCCAGAAUUAACAGCAGGGUUUGCCUGAUAAGACUUAGGCACAUGGAAGUGUCACUAUUCUUUAACAUAUUGUACUCCCUUUUUGGACCUGCUGGUUGUGUACAAAAGAAGGCAACAUUCAGCAAAAGAAUAAACUCGAGUGAACUUGUUUCACCCGCCUCACAACUUUGGUUUAUUAACCUUUUAGAUUAUGCCGAAUGAGAAAUGGAAGCCCAUUAGAGCCACUAGAAAUCCAAAUCUGUAACAGCCUUCCAUCUGUGUAAUUUGGGGUCCUAUUUACAUAAUAGUAAGUCUCUUAAAGUAUUAAAGAUUAGUUUCAAUUUAAAUUUGACUUCUCGUUCAAGUUUGUGAAAGGCUUCCUGAUAUUGGAUUUGAGUUUUGUCCCGCUAAGCUUGGAUUUUUAUUACAAAAGUGAGUCAUGUAUUCCUUGAGCAAUUAUAAGAGAAGUCACAUGCUGGCUAAACAGCCUUUUACACCCAGAGCAAGUCCUGUCAAAUGUGGGUGAUUACUGUCAACUUCACUUGAAGGAGUGUGUUCCAGUUGAUAUCCGUCACUGGCAGUUGUUUCCCCAGCUGUUCUGUAAUAAUGAAACUCACUUUUUUUUUUCAGACAUCUCUAAGAGUAAUGGUGGCGAUGGUAAAAUAGCUUUGUAAGGCACCAAUCGGUGAUCAGUUUGUCUUUCAAAUAAGGUGACUGCAACUCACUUGUGGAAGAUUGUAACUGAUUUAGAUUUGAGUGGGUAGCAGGAAGUGGCUGCACGGUGGUGAUGAGGUGAGCUCAGUCGCCUCACAGCAAUCGGUUUCCCAAUUCAGCUUUCAAAACUCUAAGUGUGGAAGUUGCAUGUCCUUCCUAUUCAUGCGUGGUUUCUCUUCUGGCACUCUGGCAUCCACCCACAGUCCAGAGACAUGCUCGUCAGGUUAAUUGGUGACUCCAAAUUGCCUGUAGGAGUGAGUGUGUCUGUGACUGGUCGUUUUUCUCUACAAGGCAGCCCUGUGAUAGACUGUCUGGGGUGUAUCCUGCCUCUGGCCCAAACGCAGUUGAGAUGAAAAGGAUGCUUGUAAUGAGACUUUCAACUUUGAUAUCAAAGGAAAACAGACAAGCCAGUAAAAUGUAUAAAAUACGUUGCACAGACAUUUAAGACACAGUCUGUUUUAGGGGGGCUCUCCGGGCAGAUAAGGUUUAUACAUACUGCCAUCUUGCAUGAAAUCUUUUAUAGCAUUUUUAUGCAGGUGUGUAGCUCUUUUUAUUACCAUCAGUUAUCAAUACCCUGCCAGCUUCCUGUGCAGUGGUUAAAGUCAGCCUACAUUCGUUUUGAUAGUUAUGAGGUAUGAUGGUUUAACCGCCUUCAACAUGAGAAUGUGGGGCUGCAUUAAAGUAGUAACUUUAUCAAGUUCCAUCGUGAUCUAUGUAAAAUGCUGUACUCAACAAAAAAGCUCUUCUUUGCAUUUCAAUAUGGUGAACUUUUCGCACCGCUGUAUGGAGGUAUGCUUGCAUUUUAGAUGACAAAAAAAGUCCUAAAAGAGUGUCUUGUAACCAAAUUUUAUGGCACCUAAAGUCAUAACAGAAUAACUUUGAAAUCAUAGUUGUGUUUUUACAUCAUGGAGCUAAUUUUCAUACAGAACAGGUCGACUUAAAAAAGAUGAAAAAGGUCUUAAACUGGCAAUAGCAUUUUUUUAUAGUAAAUAACAGCUGAAUAAGAAUGACAGAUUAUUCUAAGAUAAUAUAUCGUCCGCUAGCAGGAGUUAUGCGGAUGUUCCCUCAGCUUUAACAUGAAGUCACAUUUUCUGAAGGGGUGCAUGUCCACGAGUGUCAGGAGGGUAAAUCCAGCCUCUCAAGGAAGCAGGAAUCACCGGUGCCAAAUAGCUGAGAUGUUUGGCAUAUUUCCCAUGCUUUGUGUGCUGGAUGAUUGACUCUCUUGAUGACCAGCUUUUGACUGGAUUUUCUUUGACGUGACGAUCCUAAAGUUUUAAACAUCUUUGUGAAAUCGAACAAACACUUGACUCUUGUGUGUCAGGGUUGACACGCUGCAUUGUGUGUAGCUGUCUUCACCUGUAUGACUCUAAAAAAAGGAAACAGGAGAAGUCAGUCUUAAGUGCAGGUGUGUGUGACUCAAUGAGCAGAAUUCAAAGAGCAAACUUUGGCCUGUAACUGUUACUACACUCCAUAACCAGUGAGGCACAGGCACGUGUGUUCAGCCAUGUGUCUACUACAUAUUGUUAAACACCUUCAGGGAGAGGCUUUCACAGUACUCUCACAGAAGUUUGUUCAAUGACUGGAUGCAUUAUGUACAUCUGUUAUCCUGAUAAACCAAUAUGUUGUUUGCUCUGUAAAUGUCAGAAAAAUGUCAGUGAGCGUGUACCAAACUCCAGUGUACUUUACAAUGACUUUGAAUGUCUACAGUGACUUUGAAUGUCUGCUUUUGUCAAGAGUAACAAACAAGAAAUGAUUAAUAAUAAGAAACUAAAAUAUGACAAUACUGGCUUCUCUUCUCACAGAAAAAGGACUCAAACUAAUUAAUUUGUCCUCCAAAGUUCAUGGAAAUUCAAAAGUAAUUCAUGCACUUGUAUUAUGAGCUGAUUCAUCCUCUGAAGUCUAACUUUCACUUGUUGUCCUCAGAGAUUAAAUUCCAUCUGGCUGAUGUGUCCCACAGCAGAAUUGUCAUAUUUACAGCGCAUACAGUUACAGUUUGUCUUUACUUUUCAAAGUGACUUUGGAAGUUUGAUAUCUCAGACUGAGGAACGGUUUGUUUCUGUGCCAUCUGUUUAUCCUUUUAAGGUAUCUGCUCCUUCUGUGGCCCCUUCCAGCUCUAAAUUUUCAAGAACUGUUUUGAAAUAAAACAUUUAAAUGACAAUCAGUUUUUUAUUGUAAAGUCAGGAGCCAAAUGCCAGCCAAAAGAUAUUUAACCAUAAAAUUUUGCAAGGUAAUAUGGAUGGACAUCUCAAUAGUACCAUUCAGUAUUCAAUGGAAGCUAUUCAUCUAUCAAUCAAAGAGCUCUCACAUGGACUACAGCCAUCCUGUGGUGGUUGUCCACAUUACAGCCAAGCCCUGGUAAAAAUAUGGAAUACAUACUGUUAAGUUGAGAUGGUAGUUAUUUGAACAAACAGCUUUUUGAGCAUUCAGAAAUCAUGACUCAUCUCUAAUACACAAAUGUUUAUUUAACCAUACAUUUAUCUUAGUGAUCGUUGAGUAUCUAAAUGAUUUCCCUGACAGUGUAACUGUCCAAACACAACCCAGUUCCAUAUACAGGGAAUGACUGUUGAAUUUUCAAGCCUGUCUGUUUGCACUGCUACUUUGUUUUUGACAGAUUGUUUCAGCACCAUUGUGACUCUGCUGUUCGACUUGCUUGUUCACUGGAAAGAAGAUACAGUUUCAGGAAAUCACUCCAACAAAGGGAAUUUUCACAGAAUAUUUUCAUACUUACCAAACAUUUUGCAUCUGCAUAAACAAUGAGUCAGACCAUUAUCAACCAUCCGCCAUGAGCUGUUUGAUUUCUAAAAGCAUUCAAAAUUGCUUUGGUUUAACUGCUGGAAUCAGAUUGGCAUAGUUGGAUGAAUUAGGGAUACAUACAAUUAAAACAAUUGAAGAUAAUUCAAUGGCACCAUUUUUUCAAGAUGUAUACAUCCUUUGUCAUGGCAAGGUGAUAUAAAAAUGUGAACGUAGUGGCAGUAGCAUAACCUGCUGAAGCAGAGUUUUAAAAUGCUGACUCAAACAAAUUUUGAGUCCUUACAGCAUAGAUAGCUACUUGGCUAAUAACUAUAGUGUGCAUGUCUGUCAGUAGAGUCGCACAUGCCCCUAAUUUCACCUUAUUAUACAAAACAAAUCACUUUGAUUUCCUCAAAAUGAAGGAGUUUUUAACAUAAAUUCACCCACCUGACACUGUACAGAUAAAUGGACUCUUCAGUCGAAAACUGUAUCUUGAACCUGGAUAUAAACCUGUCCGCUGUCAUCAUAAGCAUUUAAAUGUGGGUAAUAAUGGGGUCUAAUGGGCUUUUAGAGCCAGCCUCAAGUGGACUCUGCAGUUUUUAGCACUUCUAGCUUUGGCCUUUUAUUUAUUAUUAUUAUUUUUUUUUUUACAUAAAUGGACUUUUACUUGUGUAUUUAGAGAGUGCCUUGUAUUUUCUUGAGAUUUCAGUGUCAUACAUUGUAGAUAUUCUAUUUGGUGUGCCCCAAGGUUCAAUCCUGGGCCCUGUUGUUUUGUGACAAACCUAAUUUGUAUUUACUGAACAACUUGGCAGCCUAUUUGUGACUAUUUUAGGCCAACAAACUCAUGGGUCUUUAUGUUUUCAUUCUUCCAGUGUUUGCCUGCAGACACGCUAGCCAUUUACAGCAUCAGCGAGCAGUCACGCCUAAAUGGCCAGGACUUACAGGAACUAUGUCCCACCAUGCUGCAGCAGCUGGACGCUGGCACCUGCAGGGCACAUAAAGAGGAGGAGCAGGCCUCCCCCAGACCCACAGACGCUGAAGGUGAGCAUCGUCAUUCAUAAAAGGUCUGUCUGUCAGUUUAUAGAAUUUCCUUCCUCCUACAGAUCGUCUGAAAGACUCAAAAGGAACAAUGAAUUAGUCUUACAAAUCUGUCUCUUUGAGUUGAACAAAAGCUAUUAAAAAAAACACACCAAUGAGCCUCUCACCAUCACAUUGGAUGACAUGGUUAUUUUUUUCAUUAAAAGGAUCUUGGCAAGUAAAUAAUUUUUCGUAAUCCUACAUACUCUGUUUUUACUGCCAAAAAUAUUCACUCGUGCUGCAAAUCUGCAACUAAUAAAAGCUCACAAACCAAUUUAGGAUUCAGGCUCCCUUUGUUAGGGUUAGCUGUACUGUAAUCAUUCCCUGUUCUUACAAAUUAUAAUUAUAUUCAUGACUCAUCUAUUACAAAGAUGCUAUUAUUUCUAUUACAAAGAAAGCACAAAUGUUAUGAGUGACUCCUGGGGCCACACAUGGGUGGGUUUUUGUCCUCAGAUGAGAUUUGUUUAGAAAAGGAAAGUGUAAAAUACUGCUAACUGUGUCUUUUUACAGUGUAGAUUAUUGUGUGAAUGUAGUCGAUUAACAUCAAGUGUUGUUUUCUUUUUUAUUUACAGUGAAAUGUGUUUCUGUUUGUCAAACUUUGCUGUGUCAUUUGUGCUCAAAACAAUUUUUCUUCUUCCAGAGAGAGGACAUCCUGAUUUCUGUCAAUAACUACCUUGUUUACUAGUUUUUUUCUCAGUGCUAUCUAUUUUUUUUUUCUGCUACCACAUUUUCAGUUCAAUAUAUCUAGCAGAAACCCAAAGGAAUGAGACCUUGAAAACACAUUUCUCUGUCAGAUUUGAGCUCCAAAUGUGUGUUAUUUGUUGCCUAGAGAUAGUGAUAUCAUGAUUUUCCCAAAAGAGAUGAAAGCCAAAAUAAGCAUACAGAGAUAGCCAAGUCUCAGAUUGCAUUUCUCAGUUUGGCUUAAAGACCAACACAUCCUUCAGAUUCAAAAACCCUGCCUCUAUCAGCAGGCCUGCUUUGUAGGAGAGGUCUCAUCCAGGUACCAUCAGCCAAACAGAGAGGCAAACCAGGAAUCUUUGGGUGUGCUGAUACACACCCAGGUCAAUGUCCUUGAGGGCCUCAUACACAAGUUUGGCAUCUGCAUUGGAUGUGAUGUUUCCAAAAAUGUGAAGUGAAGCUCAGGCUGUUGUUUGCAGCUUUAUUUAGUGUUUUGAAUAAGUCUCUGGUUCAGAAACCUCGCUAAUCGAGCAUAAGGGAGGUUCUUCUCUGAGCCUGCAGCAGAACUGAUUCAGUACUGUCAGAGAGUGCUUCAUUACUGUCCUCUAUAAAUCAGCAGCACUUACUCAGACUUUGCUUCAUAUUUGAGAACAAUAUUUCGCACAAUCGCCUCGGUUUCUUAGUUUGAAUCUAUGCUGCCAUCCUGUUUGACUGGGUUUCCUACAGUUGUUCGGGUUUCCCUCACUAUCAGAAACAUAAAAUUCACCAGUAAUGGCAAGCUGUAGUUUUAAUGGCUUCCUGCUGCCUUUGAGUCAGGGUGGGACAAAUCCAGUAAGUACAUGUUAAUCAGUAAAAAGUAACUGGACUCAAUUUAUGUCCCAGCUGAGUUAGCUUAGAAGAUGACGCACUUACUUUUCUUUUAGAAGAGAGGAAAAGUUUGAAGGUCUCUAAAGGUUCUCCUCUGAACGGACAAACAUGAUAUCCUUUAUCUUCCACUGAUACGCCUGUAGCUCGCCUCAGCCUUGCCCCUGCACCUGAGGCAGUUUAUUUUGGCUCUGUAACUGUUUUUUUUUUGCAGAGACUGUUGAGAUCUUCAAGCAGCAGGGAGGCAGAUGCCGCAGGAAUUCCUCUUCACUGCAAAUCUCUGUACACAUCAGUACUUGUUAUCUAUCUUGACAUUCAAUCCAGUGUGUGUGGCAAUAAAAGUAAAAAGAGGAGCAAAAUUUAUGCAAGGCAUGUGGAAGUUGCUGGCGGCUGCAUCUGCACAGGCAACAAUCUCUGUGGUUUUUAAUAACAUGAUUUUAUUUUACAGAAAAUGUUUUGUUGUUGUUGUUGUUGUUUUUAACCCUCAGUUUCCAUUCACAGCUGCAUUUUCAGUUAUGGCAGUUCGUUUUAAUAUCCCCUCUUUCUUUUCCACCCCCUCACCUGUCAUUUACACCACCAGUGUGGGGCUUUUCUGUCCUGAGUGUCAGUGUGAUCAAUGCCUUCUCCCUCACUGGAGUUUUCAUCGUGCCUCUCAUGAAGACGCGCCACAUGAAGCAUGCGCUCACCUAUUUCAUCGCCCUUGCAAUUGGCACGCUGUUCUCCACUGCCGUCAUGCAGCUCCUGCCAGAGGUUUGCCAUCCAUCCCAAAGCAUUUCUGUCUGCACUUCCAUCUAGAAACAACUCAGAAACACUUUUUAUCUUCAUUUUGACAAAGAAAUGCCAAAUUCCCCCGAAUUGAUCGCAGUCUUACAAAGCGGUUAACAACAUGGGUGCACCUUUGGCCCAGUGCUCCUUUGUCUGCCGUGCAGUCACAUCUAUUUCCUCUGCUUCCUGCCUUUGUCUUCCUGCUGGGCUCUUUCAGCACUGUGGAAACUUUUGGGGUUUUUGUUUACCGUCAUCACCAAUCAUCUUUGGGUGGAGGGACGUUUCGAUUGCAGUUUUGUAUCUGCGUUCUGCACCUUUCUCAGAAAUGAAAUCUAGGCCAGCUAUGUGGCAGGAACCAGAUCGACCCUCUCUUCUGCCACUGCUGCAUGAAGAAAAGCAAAGACAGACUUAAAAAAAAGGGGGUCUUCACAAACACAGUGGGUUCAUAUCCUUCAGUGAAGCAAAGUGUCCAUAUUGUAAUCUGACCCUUAUUAGAAGGGCUCCUUCUGGUACUGAAGGGCUAUUUAAAGUUCAUUUGACCCCCUUUGUGUCUGCGGUGUUAGCUCAUAUGCACCCUGAGGCUUGGACGGAGGUACAGAUGCACCUAGGUGGACAAGGACAAAAUGUGUGUGUGUGCAUGUGUGUGUGUAAAUUUGCCUUAUUACUUCCUCCUUUCUCUUUCCAAAGAAACGCAUGGUUCACAGGUUGUUUCAAAAGGACAAUAAACUUCUUCUCCUCUGUGCAGAUGAAGGGUGGCUGUGGUGUUGAUUGAUGGGGAAAUGAACCUGUUGUGUCUUUUCUUGUUUCCAGGGACUAAACUGAUUGGUGCCUUUUUAAUUUUGAAUGUCUUCUUUGAUCUCAUGGUGGUUAUUAAUCCAAUAAAAUCAGUUCCGAACUAACUUCCUUUUUUCUUUUCCUCCUCGUUUUCUCUCUGCCAUCUGUUGAUCAGUUUGGGGUUAUGGGAUCCUGUGUGUCACACUCAUCUCUCUGUGUUCGCUGGUGGGGGCCAGCGUGGUGCCCUUCAUGAGGAAAACCUUUUACAAGCGGCUGCUGCUCUACUUCAUAGCCCUGGCCAUUGGCACGCUCUACUCCAACGCCCUGUUUCAGCUCAUCCCAGAGGUAGUGUCAACACUGCUGUGACUCACCAAGCUGCAGUUCCUUCACAGAGCCUCCUCUGUGCAGUGUUACUAAGCAGUGUCGAGAUGACAGGGAGGAGUCUUCAUGUAUAGAAUUUAGUAACAGGCUGGUGUGCUCUCAUUGGCUGAAUUUAGCAACAAGUGAAUCAUGCUACAUGAUCAACCUCAUCAACUUUUACAUUGUUAAAGUACACAUACUGUCUCAAGAGAUCUAUACAAAUAUUAUUGCAAGGUAGAAAAGCUGGAUUUCAUCAAAAGAAGCUGUAGUUUUUGUAUACACACACUGAGAGAAGUUAAAAAUAACUUUGGUGUGUGCCACAGUGUGUCUGUGUAGACAGUUGUGAAAUCCUAGAGGUGUUCACACCCAUCAGACCAGGUUUACAGCAGCUGUGUAACUGUAACUGUGUAACUGGCAUCAAUUUUUUAGCUCAGACAUAAAAAAAACCACUUUUCAUACUUAGAUGAUUGAUUGUUUUAAUCGACAGGAAGUCACUGUUGUGUACUUGAUUUAGCUGUUCCCUCAUAUGAGAGACUUCUGUGAAAUAUCUUUGCAACAGCCUGAAAAUUAUUAUUAUUUUUUUGAUCAUGGGCAAAGUGAAACCAUCCAAGGACAUUCAGCUUGGUGACGAUUUCCACAAGAUUUAAUUACUCUAAUUUUAGAGGCUGACCUUGAGAGAGGACAGAAAAGCAGCUUAACUCUUCCUACCAGGAACUUCCACCAGAUGUGUUUUCAGUAUGUCUCUGAGCUGUGGCUUUGCACUGAAGUCAGUAUGUGUUGUGUAUCUGCGCUGUGGCAGCUCUGGUAAUCUGUAUCCCUCUGUAUCACACAUACGCAUAACUCCUAUAUUCCCACGGGUCAUUAAUUUAGCGCAAAGCAGAUUAAGAGAGACAGGAAAUCAGACAUCGAAACAACAACCAAUUUUCUUAAAAUUUUCUGAAUAUAUCACUAGGCGCUGCUUUCAGAUUUUAUUUCAUGUUAAUACAUCAACAGAUCGUCAUGAUGAGAGAAGCUAGGCCUGGGAAUCAACAGGUCAGAGGUUUUCACAGGCAGUUAACGAGGGGAAGCUCAUCAUGGAGUUAAAAAAACGCAGAUUUUCUCACUGCUGUGGGAAAUCCUCAGUUUUGUGACUCUGGGGGUCUAGCGGUGUUGUUUUUUGCAGCACUCUGAAAACAGCCAGAACAUUUGAGUGCACACGCAAAUGGUGGAAGUUCCCAGUAAGACAGCUAGCUGUAAAGUCUUGACUCACUUGAGCGCUCUAAACAAGCAGUUCACAGUCUGCUAAUUGUUCACGCUCAAGGUCCUGCAAAGUCAUUAACCUUCAGUUUGAGAGCAGAUUAGCAGACACUCUUUAGAAAUCAUCAUAUUCAUGCCUACGUAAUAACAACAGCUUCACAUCUUUUCUUCUGCAUUCUAGGCUUUUGGUUUUGACCCCAUGGUGGAUUUCUACAUGUCCAAGUCUGCAGUGGUGUUUGGAGGAUUUUACCUCUUCUUUUUCACUGAAAAGGUCCUCAGAGUGCUUCUCAAACAGAAGGACAGGGUGAGUACUCUGAAAAAGCCUCUUCGCACUGCAUUUUUAAACCAUCGGUUACAGGUAGAGGAGAAAAUCAACAAGCAAAUCCAUACAAUAUCCUUUUGCAAUACACGUGUCGGCUUUACUGAAGUUGUAGUCGUGGAACCAGACAAAUCUGUAAGCUCCUGCUUUAUUUGUGAUGGCAGCCACAUCUGGGCCUCUCCAGGUCAUUUUCAAAGCAUUAUUUUUCAAAGCUGGUUCAUUGAUGGCCAUUGACAACAGACAGGAAAGUUGCAAGAAAAUCAAGAUGCCACCAGACAAAUGAAGAUUUUUGUAAAGGAGUGCACUUUAAAUAAUGUCGUGGCAUGAUGUUUAAACCGUCUACCUUGUAAUGGAUUAGCCAUGUGCCGGGGUGACUGCCUUAAUACUGAAGUCAGGGUUGAAGUUGGUUUAAAAGAGGAGGCAAAGUCAAAAGAAAACUGUUCUUCAUGAAAAAAUCCAGUCUGUGUUUUUCUUCCACAGUUUGUUAACAACAACACAGAAACUAUUCAUUCAGCUCAGUAAGAGCUUCUUUCAGUUCAGCUCAUUUUCAUUCUCACUGAAGACCAAAUAAAGAUCUGCAGUCCACUGUUCCUGAUUUAUUUUAACAAACAGAGUUUGGUAAACAGACUUCAGAGGGAGUGGACGCCAAAGUAACAAAACAUGUUAUUAACAAAACUGUUUUAUUUUAACCAAGGGGAAUGAAAAAGGAAAAGAUCACUAACAGAAAGAAACAAUGACCGACCAGGACUGCUUUAAGAAUCACAUCAAACACAAGUAACAAACUAAACAUUUCUGACUGGUCCUCUUAUCUUGAGAAGAUGGUUCGUAUGUCUUCUAUAUUGUUGCCGAUAUGCUCUGUGUGUGUUUCACUCUUAUUAUUGAUGUUUGUUUUGAUUUAAUGCAAUGACACCAACUUGCUAAUGGGACUGGGGAUGGAAAUUAGCUGCUUGGCUAUAAUCCCAUACAUUCACAUGUAAAUGUUCAUUAUACAUUUUGUCCCAAUAAAAGAAAAAAAAUCCAAAAUCCUAAUCUGCAGCACAUAAACAAACAACAGGGUCAUGUUUAAAGUAGAGAAAAAGAUGAGGCGAAGCGAUUGUCCUCUUUAAUAAAAAUAGCGUGAACAUCUCCUGUCUGGUCUUGGGGCUGCAGAGCAAGUCUGUUUUCUCACCAUAAAAGGAGAGUUAACUGUGUCAGGAAAUUGCAGGAAAAGUUCAGAAAAGAGGGAAAGGAUGUUGCUUAAAAAAUUGACACUUUUUUAUGAUCUGAUCAUUUUUCUUUCACCAUCCAGUGUUGCUUCAGGCUAUUGUAACAAGCCAUGAAUUAGUUUUAAACUUUAGAAAGCUUAACAUUUGUUUAAAUGAUUAAAUACUUCCCCUUUUACCAUGCCACUCCCUUUAACACCUCUGUUGUGUCAUAUGUGUGCGUCAGAGGCAGGUUUAGCAAGUUGCUCAAAUGUUGGGAUAGGAGGCACCAACUCCUGCUUGAAGUAAGUCAAGUUCACAGUUGUGUCCUGAGGAGUUUACACACAGUUAUGUGACACACUCCUCGAAAGUCAACAGGUUAUUUCUGUUUGCCACACCAAAGAGUUUUUGUGCUCAUUCAUUCAUUCAUUCAAGAACCCAGGCACAUAAAAUCAGAUGAAAAAUACCAUAAUAAGUGGUUAAAACACAUUAAAAUGAACAAAUAAGACAAUAAAAGACCUCUCCAGUGUACAAACAUGGCUUGUAAAAUCUUAAAAAGCCUCAUGAAACAGUCUUAUUAGCCAAGAGAAGGCCCUUCCUUUAUGGUUUGGUCCCACAAAGCAAUAAUGAAGUAAUAACUUUCCCUCACAGGAUCUGAGUUUCUGCUUUUUUAGUCUAAAUUUAGACUGUUUGUCCAAAAGAAGUCCGUAAAAAGAUGCUUGUGUUGUUAAACAAUCAGUAUCUGCAUCUGUAACUGUGAUCUGUAUGACAUUUCAACUCAACCAAGCCAGAGAUAACGUAUCUCUGUCUGAAUACAGUUUUUAUCAGCAGCUAUUUUAUGAUAUAGAAAGUUAGUAUUUGUUCCAUUUAAGUGUAUGUUCUCUCUAUAGGAUUGACUGUGAACUGCUCCAGAGUGGCCAGUUUUUGGCACUCGGCCCCUUGGCAGCUGUGCCUGUGCUGCAUAUUUGUCUAAGUGCAGCAGCAGCAGUGUGUAUGGUACAGUUUUGAACAGCUGGAAUACUUAUCUAUAUGUCACUUUGUUAAAUGGACAUCACUGUUCCAGCUUGUAAAUUACCCCUAUAUAUACAUCUAUAAAAAGGCUCUCUUGAAAUUCUGCUCGGCACAUGUUCAUGAAGCUUUCCUGUUCUGCUGGAUCCAUUCUCAAAAAUCCUCUGGAAACGCAAGAAGAACCUGAUUUAGGGACACUUACUCCACCUUGUGGUUAUGCAGCUUUGUACCAUAUGGUCCAGCCAACCUACUUAAAAGCUCACUGAGAGAUCUGUUGAUCCUAUUACAGAAGGUUUCUGACCUCCACCCGCUGAGCUGCUUUCAUGUUUUAAUUUCUGUGCAAAAGAAGCCCAGGAAUGACUUCAAAUCUGACACUGACAGCCACCUUUGAAACAUAAAGGAGUGUGUGAAUGUGGUGUAGUACAAAGAAGAGAAAAAGGACAGAGACAGAAAAAGCAACACUGUCCUGGUUUCUCACAAUCCCCAGGUUUUGUGUUUGUUUCUCCAGCUUUGCUUUGGAGUUAAUGCUGCCUGAGAAGCUCUGCUUGAGGCUCAUCAUCCAGAGGGAGAGGAAUUGUGACCUGAUAUCUAAUUUCUGCUGUACUCUGUGUUUCUGAUUUAACCUUUUGUUUAUCAGUGAGAGGAUAGUGUUAUUGGUUAGAGUGGCACAUAAAGUCUUUCACUUUAAAAGUGUCAGAAAUCAGAAGUAUUGUAGGAUUAGUACUAUCUGCCCUCUCCUCUGUAAAUAAAGAAAACACAAACAUCUGUGGGAGGAAAAUAGAUUGAAGAAAAAAAGAGGAUCUCUUCAGUCCAACAUGUAGGUCUUAUCUUAUCUGUCAAGUCUUUUGUAUUUGACUUGAUCGUACUGAGCAACAAGAAUUCAGUCCCCACUUCAACUAACACAGCAGCACACGUCCAAAGUUUAUUAUUAAGACUCCCUCAACCCGCUGCUCUGCCUCUGACUUUCUCUCACUAUCCACUGUCCUUCACUUAAAGGCAUGUGAAGGACAGAUAAUGAAAUAAAUAGAAGCAAAGAAAAGUGUCAUUGAAAUGAAUCCCUGAGAGUAAUAAACAAGGAGUAAAAUCUGUAGAGUCAGAAAGCUCUUCUGGUUAUGAACUGUGUCAAAAUUAAAGCCUGAAGAAAACUGGGGUUUGGUUUUUGUAAUAGGUUAUGUAACUCUGGAUGAAGAGACAAAAACAACCCAAAAGCUCCAUGGUCACAGAACGAACAGAAGAAGCAUUUUUUUUCCCCUCCUAUUCUACAACAAUAAUUUUCAGUGGAUUUUUUUGGUUCAAGGUUAUUUUCUUUUCAACGAUUUUUUUUUUAUUGAUCCUGAUUUCUGUUUUCUUUCUGUGUCUCAGGGACAUGGUCACAGUCAUUACCCUGGUCCAGAUCGUUACUUGACACCUGAUGGGGACGUAGAGGGAGUGGAAAAGGAGAAGUUGCAGCAGAACGGAGCUGCCACAGGUCUGGCUCUGGGCAAAGUGGAUGUAGGAGAGGGAGAGCUCAUGCUGAGUCCAGCACAAACGCCUGAGGUAAAACAAGAGGAGUUGAAACAUGAUCAUGAGUCUGACUGUGAAAUCUAAGGUCCUCUUUAUACAGACUUUUUUUCCUAAAUAAGGCCAACACAUUUAUUUUGAUGGAAGAUAUUGGGCUCUAUUUUCAUGCACGGUGUAAGUCAGGUCCGCCGCGCCGACAAGGCGUUCCCAAGCACAAUUUGGUAUUUUGGUGAGCGGCACAAAACCGAAUAUUAUAAUAUUUGUAUGUAGGCUCAAAGUAAAUAACUCAUCUGAUCACUGAAACAAAUCAUCUGUUCAGCCCCCACCGCAGCUGCAGCAGGACACGGAGACAUGUCCAGGUAGAGCUGCGCCAGAAAUAAGAGGAAGAGGAAGAAAGAAAAGGAGGGAGACGAAUUACAUAUCUUGUUAACUUCAUCAUGUGUGUUUAUUUACUAGAUAUUUAACUUAAUUUGAUGCGGUUUCAGCUGUGUUGAUUCGGUCAGGUGGUGUGUUCAAACGCGUGCCAAUCGCGCUCAUCAGAUCAGAUAUAGGUCAGAAUAUAUCGAUAUAGAUCUAAAUGUAUGUGCUGACUAGGGCUGGGCGAACUGAAGCAGUGCCACAUGGAAGAGCACGUGCACUGCAAAAGGUUACAAACCCUGAGCGGAGCCAAAUCAGCUGACCAUUCAGUUCGCUUUCUCUGGCGCAACGCCUUACGACAAAUGCCGAAGAGACACAAAGAAACCUGCUGAUGAGUCAUCGGUGAUGUGUGCCGAUACGCCGCCAGUCUACCAAAAUACCACUAGAUCAGCUGUGCUCUGCCUGCGCUGAAAGCUGACCAGGUUUGAAUCUGCGAGCUUACAGCGCACUUUACAUGCCACCUGCGAGCACGAAAAUGUCCCUGCGCCAGCUGAUUGUGUGGACACCUCCCUCUGCCAUGCCACCACGCCCAGCUUGGUGGACCUUGGCUCGCCUCAGUUCACGAUAAUACCAAACUGGCUGUAUGCCGGGCUCCACUAGACGAAAAUACCACUGCUCGGGGUCUGCCACCCUCCGCCGCCUCACCAGCGGACACGAAAAUAGAGCCCAUUAUGUCAUUAAAUCCACUUACAGUUCUGGGAGAGUACUUUCAGCUGUUCAGACUUCAUCAGUGUACUUAUCUUGUCACAGACGAGUUGCUCUGAUUUGAAAUAAACUCAUUCAUUCAUGAAGUAAUCAUGCUUGACCUUGACACCUGUGAAACAUUUUGUUGCCUGAUUCAUGACCUGUCAUUAACCUCUGAUCCCUCUCAGGACUCCCAGAGUCCAGACAGCGGAGGGCGCUCCGGCAGCGGCGGCGGCUGCUACUGGCUUAAGGGGACAGCAUACUCUGACAUCGGCACGCUGGCCUGGAUGAUUACACUGAGUGACGGUCUUCACAAUUUCAUCGACGGCCUGGCUAUCGGAGCGUCCUUCACCGCCUCUGUCUUUCAGGGCAUCAGCACCUCAGUGGCCAUCCUGUGUGAGGAGUUCCCUCAUGAACUGGGUGAGUCAGGACUGCAGCUCGAGCACUCAUCUGGAGGAGAACCACCUGAAUUUACUCCUUUUGACAUUCAGCUCUAAUGAAAUUCUGAAAAAUGACUCCAGUCAUAAUAAGAACACAAUAAUGUCUCCCAAACACAAUCCACUUGAAGCUUUAGGAAUCUUCGAUUGAACAUCCUGCAGACAACUUUUGGAUUCAUUGUUUUUUCUCUUUUUUCUUUUUUCCAUUUCAGGAGAUUUUGUGAUUUUAUUGAACGCUGGCAUGAGCAUCCAGCAGGCUCUGUUCUUUAACUUCCUGUCUGCUUGUUGCUGUUACCUGGGCAUGGGCUUCGGCAUCCUGGCUGGCAACAGCUUCUCCCCUAACUGGAUCUUUGCUCUGGCAGGGGGGAUGUUCCUCUACAUCGCUCUGGCAGACAUGGUUAGUGUUCGGAUGAUCUCUGUUGGCAAAUUAUGUGGAAAAAAAGCCAAAUCUGUGGACAUAUGAUCACAGAUUUAAGAAGUGGCUGUAUGCAUGUGUGCAGAAAAACAAUCCUUGUAAAUGAAUUUAAACUAAACCAUUUCUAACACAACGUUGUAUGACCCAUUGGCAGUCAUGUAACAAUGAUUUACCUUUAAUUAAAAAACAAAUUUUGGCAUUUGGAUGAUCUGCAUUCUCAGGAACAGACUGCAUCAUAUGUAAAUUUCAUAUGCCAUUUAGAGGUUACUCUGUAUUCUACUGUAGUGUCUUUAAACACAAAUCUGCCUGCAGGUAAACUAGGUCCUUUCCUGAUAUUACUUUUUCUUUUCCUGUCUGGUAUAAAUGGCUGUAUCUUUCAAAGUCAGACAGCACAGUUAUUAAGAAAGAGCGUUUACACUAAUUAGACCUUCUGUUUUUCUCAGUUUCCUGAAAUGAACGAGGUGAGUCGUGAGGAAGAAGAUGCAGGCGGUAGUAGCUUCCUCCUAACCUUCGCCAUUCAGAAUGCCGGGCUGCUGACAGGUUUCGCCAUCAUGUUUUUCCUCACCACCUACUCUGGACACAUACAGCUGGGCUAGCACGAGACUCUUCUGGACCAACACCAGCUCUGACCAGUCUGAAAGGAUAUUAAAAUAUCAGCUGAUUUCAACCGACCCCAAGUGGAGGCACUGAGGCAGAAAACCUUUUGACUUUACGUCCCUCCUGUCGUCUCAGUUUUCAGGAACUUGGAGUCAGGGAGUUUGGCUGCUGUGCGGCAGGUACGCACACUCCUCUGUUGAAGAUAUGAGAGAAGCUGUUGGUGCGCAGUUCCCAGAUGCAGUAGAUCCCAAGCAGAGUUUGUGGCUGCCUUUUUUCAUCCUUUACAAACCUUUUUUUUCUGCUCAGUUGCAGUUCUUAGAAAUAUCUCCCAAAGCAGGAUUCAGCCUAAAGAGACGAGCAGUAUAACUCCCUCGGCUCUGAACACUAACCCGCGUGCAAUACCCAUCCAAUCACUAAAAUGUAACUCUCUUCUCCAAGCUCCUGCUCAUUAUUCCUCCUCUCCCUCUGUGGAAGUUAUCGAGCCUCAACCGUGGACACUCAGAUACAGAUGAUUUAUGCCACUGACCUUCUCAGUGCUUCCUCAGGAGGUGGGAAAAGCACAAUCAGGUUUCCCAAGCUGUAUUACUGACAUCUUUUAAUCUUUACCGCUCUUCUCCAGACUUCAAACCCCUCCUCUUUCUUUUUGUCAUUUCAUACCAAAAACAAAUCUCAAUGGACCUGAACUGGAAUUUUAAAUCAAGUGUGAAUCGCCAGCUGGACUUUGUUGUACGUGUGUUGAUGUUAUAUUUUUGUAUACAUGUGAAAUGAUCCACCUCUGGAAGACCAAAUAUGGGACGACCAUUAAGAAUGGUGAAGGGCUACACAGUGGUAUUUAGGAGGGCAUUGUUUCCCCUCAUCUUUCUCCUCCUCUGGAUGUGUCCUGAUCCCAGCAUGCUGUCAGUGAUUCCCAAAUGAAGCCUGAGGCGGACACUAGGAGCAACAUCGAAUCCAGAGUUUGUCAAAAAGGGUUUCAUCCAGACAGAGCGCAACACCAACACUGAGCGUCCACUUAAUCUACCAUCUGUGCCCUUCAUUAAUGUCACAUCGAACAUCUGAUUUAUUUUUAAUUCCUUGUUCUCUUGAACUCUCUAGUCUUGGUUCAACCCAUAGACUGUUUUCCCUUUUACUGUACGCUUACAGUUUUAGUAAAAUACCCUAAACUGAAGCAUGCACACUUAACCCAUGAACCUAUGCAUACUGAUCAUACAUAUUUAUAGAAUGAAUAUACUGUAUUAGUUAGAUUUUACUGACAAACCCAUCUAUCCCCUGUGAAUUCAUCUAAAUGGCCAGAAGUAUGUGGACACACCUUUCUAUGCCUGCAUGCAGUUUUUGAACGAGUGGACUCUUCCUGAUAAUAUGUUGAUAAUAACUGAUUUUUGUGGUUUGCAAAUCUGUUAUACCAUGUUGGAAAUAGUGCUAAGACAACAUACGUUAAACAUUGUGUUGCAUCACCUCUUUUCUUAACAAUAAUGUAAAAUUUCAAAACCAAGAGGACCAGCUUCUUGAGUCUGAAAGUUUAAACCUGUAUUUAUGGAUGCAGUGGCAAACCAUGUUCACAGUUAACGGUUUCUGGAAGUAGUUUUAAGUCAGUGCAGUAAUGAUAUUAGAUACUGGAGUUGAUGAAGUUCCUGAAUACUGCAUUUUUACACUGAGUAAUAACCAAAUAUGGUUGAGUCAUUUACUUACACGGUCUCCCAGAGAAGUGAGCCUUCCCUUUUUCUUACCCUACUGCAAUUGAACCCAAUGAGCUGAGAUGCUUCUCCUCGUGUUUUUAUAUCAUUGUGCAAAUUCUAAUUGUUUUUUUUGCCCUGUCCCAACUUUUUUGAACUGUCUUGCUGACAUCAAAUUUAAAAUGAGUUUUUAUUUGUCGUGAAACAGUUGCAUUUUUUAGUUUGAUCUAUUGGGUUUGGAUUCAUUGUCUUUGUUUUAUUUCCAACUAAAUUUAGAGUUUAGUCAAAAACUUGCAAACCAUUAAAUUCUGUUUUUAUCUUUGAUUUACACACCGCCCAGACAUUUUUGGAGUUGGGGUUGUACUUAAAGGUUGUUGACAGACUGACAAGUACAUUUUAGAUCAUUAGCACUCUUCUUAGUUUUGUUUUCAAACCCCCCUGAACCCCCUACUCCAAUUUGGAGUAAAAACUAUAAAAUUUGUACUUUGGUCUAUAUUUGAAACAUAUAAAUAAAGAACACACAAACAAACGUGCACUUUGGAAAGGUUAUCAUAAAUGCAAGGCUACAGCUUCACACAUAUUAUACAUGAUGCUGAAACUCCAACUUUGCCUGCAUUGUAGGGAAAGAUGAAAGAGGAAAACUACAGCUCCUUUGAAUCUUCAGGGAACUUGAGACUAAACCCCUGCAGCCAAGCUUGACAAUAAGAAGGUCGCCUUUAACCAGAAGAGUGAAGUAAGAUGUUACACUGACAUAUUUAUGCAAGGUUUUGGUGUCCACAUACUUUUGGCCAUUUUGUACAAAAUGCAUCUGAUGGUUACCAGGUAAAAACACAACUCAUGAUCUGUAAUGUUAGAGGGUUUGUGGGAGUGCUUUGGGGACCACUUUGGUUUUUGGUAUUGUUGGAGUCAAACCAAUCAUGUGACCUUUGUUUUUAACCAACAGCUACAAAGACAUUAAGAGUAAAGGGGAAGAAGAAACACUCAAUAUUACAAUCAUUCUUACUACUGGAGCGUGUAACACAAAUCAUUGCACAUCUCUCUUUAUCCAUAGUUACUGAUAUGAAGAUUGGUACAUCAUAGAGAUUACACACCAAGAAAGGUGGUCAUUUACAAACCCUACAUACUUUUUUAUUGAUUAUAAUUGAUCUGAAAUUAGCACUGUAGCUUAUUGAUUAGAGAUAGAAACUGGAAGCCAUGAUUGGUUAAAUAUUGUUCUGACUGACAAUGAAAUCCUAAACGUAGAGGGCAAACCAUCAAACUGGGUACCAUGAGCUAUAAUAUUACUGCUGCUUGAUAUUUGUGAUGAAUGGGAGAUUAUUUAUUGUCGUUUGAGCCAUAAAAUAUUUAUUUUAUGCUUUACACCAAGAAACAGUGUUCAGUUUACCGUUACAUUGAAAGCCAUCAUAGAAGGAAAGAUUUUAAUCUCUCUGUUUUCUUAAAUAUUAUUGUUUUUGUUUUUAGCUUAGAUCCAUGGGACAUCUGCCAGAUUAUAUACUCAACCUUUACAACACUGCACAUUUACCUCUAUACUGGAGUUAAUAGACACAGUUUUAUAGAUUACUGUCUCUGAUAAGGUAAUUUAAACCUCAUUGUUUCAACAUCACAACAACAAGCCAAUCAGACAAUGAAUUCAGGAGCACACAGACGACAAGAAGAAUUCAUUGGUGUAUAAACCAUAAAUCUUUGCAGCAUCAAUCAACCAAACAAUGACUGACUUUCUGGAGAUUUUGAUAACUUGUGGCUGUGCUUUUAAAACUGUUAAUGCCCAUUUUGAGAAAAUUGUACCUACUGUAAUUUAUUGGAAACAUCAUCAGCCUUCUCUGCGUGUCAUGGGACUCUUGAUUUUUUUUUUUUAUAAAACAUCCUUUUCCAAGAAAACUUUCCUGUUUCUUCAUUGAGUGAAAUCUUUUAUCUUCAUGAUCCAUAGAGCUAAAAGUUAAAAGUCUAACAUUAAAAAUAGAUUUGGACUCACUGUAGAAUAUAAACAUUUGUGCCAACAGCAAACACUUUGAAACGAUAAAGAAGGUGGAGUCUUUAUCUUGCAAACCUAAAUGCCAACAUUUGAUUUUAAUGUUGGCACUUGUCCUAAGUUAUGUAAGUUAUGUAAUAAAAUAACCAACCACAGCUGGAGUUGGUCAGAUCAACCCGAAAUUAAGAGGUCAAAACACCCCUUUGCUCAGUCAAGUUAACACCAUCCUGCAGUCAAUGCUCUGAUUGUUAUUCCAGUGGGUUGGGGGCCUAUUUGAAUCCCACUCUAUUACAGUUUAUGUUUUCCUUAAAUAUUGAUACUAUUAUAGAUCAAAUUCACUGAGCAUCCAGUGGUUUUGUUAAACACAGUCUAAAACAUCAUUAAGCUUCGGGUACAAUUCGAAUAUCUCCCAAGGUAAGAGGAACACCCAAGUGGCAGCCUCUGGUCCGGAGAAAUGAAGCUGAUGUGUGUUCGUAAAUUAAUAACAUAUAUAUGUUUUUUUUUUUUUUUACCAUCUUAUUUAGCAUAUACACUCACCGGCCACUUUAUUAGGUACACCUGGCCAACUGCUCGUUAACACUUAAUUUCUAAUCAGCCAAUCACAUGGCGGCAACUUAGUGCAUUAAGGCAUGUAGACAUGGUCAAGACAAUCUCCUGCAGUUCAAACCGAGCAUCAGUAUGGGGAAGAAAGGUGAUUUGAGUGACUUUGAACGUGGCAUGGUUGUUGGUGCCAGAAGGGCUGGUCUGAGUAUUUCAGAAACUGCUGAUCUACUGGGAUUUUCACGCACAACCAUCUCUAGGGUUUACAGAGAAUGGUCCGAAAAAGAAAAAAUAUCCAGUGAGCGGCAGUUCUGUGGGCGGAAAUGCCUUGUUGAUGCCAGAGGUCAGAGGAGAAUGGCCAGACUGGUUCAAGCUGAUAGAAAGGCAACAGUGACUCAAAUAACCACCCGUUACAACCAAGGUAGGCAGAAGAGCAUCUCUGAACACACAGUACGUCGAACUUUGAGGCAGAUGGGCUACAGCAGCAGAAGACCACGCCGGGUGCCACUCCUUUCAGCUAAGAACAGGAAACUGAGGCUACAAUUUGCACAAGCUCAUCGAAAUUGGACAAUAGAAGAUUGGAAAAACGUUGCCUGGUCUGAUGAGUCUCGAUUUCUGCUGCGACAUUCGGAUGGUAGGGUCAGAAUUUGGCGUCAACAACAUGAAAGCAUGGAUCCAUUCUGCCUUGUAUCAACGGUUCAGGCUGGUGGUGGUGGUGUCAUGGUGUGGGGAAUAUUUUCUUGGCACUCUUUGGGCCCCUUGGUACCAACUGAGCAUCGUUUCAACGCCACAGCCUACCUGAGUAUUGUUGCUGACCAUGUCCAUCCCUUUAUGACCACAAUGUACCCAACUUCUGAUGGCUACUUUCAGCAGGAUAAUGCGCCAUGUCAUAAAGCUGGAAUCAUCUCAGACUGGUUUCUUGAACAUGACAAUGAGUUCACUGUACUCAAAUGGCCUCCACAGUCACCAGAUCUCAAUCCAAUAGAGCAUCUUUGGGAUGUGGUGGAACGGGAGAUUCGCAUCAUGGAUGUGCAGCCGACAAAUCUGCGGCAACUGUGUGAUGCCAUCAUGUCAAUAUGGACCAAGCUCUCUGAGGAAUGCUUCCAGCACCUUGUUGAAUCUAUGCCACGAAGAAUUGAGGCAGUUCUGAAGGCAAAAGGGGGUCCAACCCGUUACUAGCAUGGUGUACCUAAUAAAGUGGCUGGUGAGUGUAUACUUCUAAGUUCAGCGUGGCUGUUUAAUCGCAUUUGCUCUGUAUAAUUUAGACACCUUGUCUAUGUAAUCCACUUUAAACGAUCAAUUUCUUUAGGAAACCAUACCUGAAUAAAUGUAGACUUUUUUGUGUAUGGGAGAUUUACUCAGUGAUACACAGAAAUUUACUCCAAGCUGAACUCAUGCAGCACUUUUUUGAAGCAUGCAUUUAUUUUGUUACUAUUUGAUAAUCCUAUUUAUCAACUUGAACAACUCCAACAGCAACAGUGCUUGGCACCGCUUAAAGUGUCACACUUUCUCCCUCUGUACCUGGAUAGUUUUUGCCUGCAGCACUGAAGGACUCCGCUUGAGACAUCUGUCUUGUCCUGUAGCAACAGCACCUGACACUGUGCUCUACAGUUCUGUCUGCCCCAUCAUAAAUACCUCGCAUGAACAUAUCACAAUAUUGGGAUAUGUCAUAGCUGAUUGAUUUCCACAGAGAAUGGGAAAGCAAGAAAGAAAGAGAAAAGAGAGAGGAAGGAAAGAAAGAAAAACCUAAUCUAAGAGCACCAGGAGCAUCACCACCAAAGGUGAGCUUCCUGCCGGCGAGGUCCCAGACAAGAACCCCUGGGAGUGGAUGGCCAUGCUCAAACUACAACAGGGCACCGACAGGAGGUUGAGUCUAGCACUGUGAGCGCCAAUGCUCACCUGGUACACACAACCGUGGAAACAUCAAUCCUUCAACCUCCUAACUGCCCUGGCUGUACACCACACUCCGAGGAUACGGUUGGAAUGUCAGGGUUCUAAAUGUUGGUUUUGAAAUGUCAGUGUUUGGGAUGUUAGGGUUCUAGAAUGUUGGUUUUGAAAUUCAUUUUUUUUUAAAUAUCAGGGUUCCAGAAUGUCAAGUUUCUAGAAUGUUGGUUUUGAAAUGUCAGUGUUUCGUGAUUUCAGAACUUCGGUUUUGAAAUGGCUCUGGUGGCUAACAUAGGUCCUAUAUACA
Messenger RNA from Xyrichtys novacula (pearly razorfish), 42103 nucleotides. Lineage: Eukaryota; Metazoa; Chordata; Actinopteri; Labriformes; Labridae. The record is from the annotation of a GenBank genome assembly.